AUGACGGGUGCCGAUGCCGGAUGCGGAUCCGGAGCCGGAGCCGAGGCCCCGCCCAGCCACGGCCCUCUCCGGCCCGCUCACGACCCCACCAGCACCGACGUCGACAAUCCAUCUGCCGAUGCCGACGACCGAUCAGCCAAGCCGAGGCGAGACGGCCGCCGUGGCGAUCCAUACGGCACAUUUGCUGCCGGCAACCUCCUUCAAAGCCCAGUUACUGAAGGCCCCGCCGACGAGGGACCCGCUCCGGCCCGCGAGCCAUCAAAUGCCGAGGCGGCGAAACGGCCGCAGCGGGCGCUCGCGCCGGACCUCCUACGCGGCCUUCUCAUGCUCCUCAUGGCCCUCGACCACACCUCCAUUUCCCUGCACAUAUGGUCCCACGGUACCGGCCGCACCUCCGAGUCGGACGGUAUCGUCGUCCGGCACUUCAACUUCCCGACCGCCUACGUCAUACGCACCCUCAGCCAUCUCUGCGGCGCCGGCUUCACCUUUCUUCUCGGCAUGGGCGUCGUCUACCUCGGCCGGUCGCGCAAGAAGCUUGGAUGGUCGACGGGCCGGCUGGUGCGGUACUUUGCCGUCCGCGCCGCCGUCUUGACGCUCGUCUCCACCGUCUUCGGUUUCGUCCUCACCGCCGGCAAGGUCUGGUUCCUCAACAUGGUCCUCUUCUCCCUCGCCGUCAACUACUUUCUCGCCGGCCUGCUGUGGCUGCUCUUUAACAAGACCGAGACGCUCCUGACCGAGACGCUCCUCAGCGGCGCGAAGCGGGGGGUCGGCGUCACCGAGGAGGAGGACGUCGAGCAGCCGCUCCUGACGCAACGAGGGUAUGAUUCCACCUCGAUCUCAAACACCCUGGCCGCGUCCGUCUCGUGGCAUUUUCACAACGCCAUGCUCUUGGCCAUGAGCAUCGUCACCAUCCUGUGGAACAUAUGGCUCUCCGAGAACCACGGUCACUGCCUGUCGACGCCCCUGAUGGCCCAAUCCUCGGUCGGGGCUCAGACGAUCCCUCAGAAUCCCUUGCUUCGCAUCUGGUUCUGGCCCGUCAUGGGACUCAGGGUCCUCUCGGGCUUUCCACCGCUCGCCUGGCUAUCCUUUGCCACCCUCGGACUGCUUUACGGACGCAUCAGCGUCUCGAAGGCGUGGAACCCGCGCACGUUCGCCGCCUGCCACGCGUUUGCCGCUGUCCUCUUCGCCACCGUUUUCGUCCUCACCCGCCUCCUCCGCUGGGGCAACCUCUCCGAGGGCUGUCUCCGGACAGAUGCGCAGCAGAGUCACCCCGGCUCAAAUCCGUACCUCGUCUCGGCCACCUCCUUCUUCUACCUCGUCAAGUACCCGCCCGACGUGGCCUUUUGGUCAUUCACCAUGGCCGGGAACCUCGGCCUUCUCGCCUUCUUCGGCGCCCUGCCCGUGCGCUUCGCCUCGCGCCUCACGCUUUUGCUAGACCUCGGCACCGCUGCGCUCUUCUUCUACAUCCUUCACAUCCUCGUCAUUUUUGCCCUUGGAAUGGCUCUGGUCGCGCGCUUCGGACAUGACACGGGCAUCGCAGACCCCAUGGACCCGGGCAACACGCGCGGCAUCGAUAGCCUGCUCGUGUACUUUGCCUUCUGGGCCGCCGCAAUCCUGCUGCUGUGGCCUCUGUGUCGGGCCUACAGCCGUUUCAAGAGCCGGCAAUCUUCCGACUCGAUAUGGCGCUUCUUUUGA
Messenger RNA from Drechmeria coniospora, 1695 nucleotides. RefSeq lists its product as uncharacterized. The record is from RefSeq and is a predicted model, not a curated record. The coding region runs from base 1 to 1695 and encodes 564 amino acids. The transcript has a single exon. Lineage: Eukaryota; Fungi; Ascomycota; Sordariomycetes; Hypocreales; Ophiocordycipitaceae.